CCUAGCUACGGCCGUGUUCACAACACAUACUCAUUUGUACAACACAAUCAUUUGUUUCUUAGUUUAAUACACAUUACAAACAGACCUUUUAUAACUACACCGAACACGAUUUAUUCACACACCAGUCAGAACUAGAACGCAAACGAAUCCGACAACACACGUCCAAAACAAUAUACACAUUCUAAUAACUUAUAUACAGAUCACGCUAACGAAUCUAAACCUAUAACACGCGAUCAUCAUGGGCCGAAAGAUAAUGGGUUGCGACCCCGUCGUUCAAUUCUCGAUACCCGGGAGUAAUGACCCGAUCGGCGCCGAGUGCUGCGAGAUCACGGAAUACGCCGUGGACCGGACGGUCAUGGAUUGCGCGGACGGGGCGAAACCCCUCGAGAGCGUCCGGAUGAUGGGCUGCUAUUUGGAACCCCGGACGAUCGACGGGCACAUCAUGGACAAGAAGAUUCUCGAUUACACCAACUCGGGAUCCAGGAGUCCGGGACCGGCGAAAUAUUGCGUGAAGACGACGAUUGGACCACGAGCGACCGACCCGUCGAUCGAAAAAAAUCCCGCAUAUUCGAUAAGGGGAAAGAAGUCCAAAAACAUUUACGCUUUCGGGCCGGGGCCCAUGUACAACACGACGGGGCUGUUGCGAGUGGGCCGCGACCGAGUGCCCGGCGGCCCGUUCGGGUUGCGGCCGCUGAACGUCGGGCUGGCCAAAGGCCCGAGCCCCGCCGAGUACUGCGUCAAGUCGUCGCUGUCGACGGCCGGCCACCGGAUCGGGCCGCGUCCCAAUCCUCUGAAAAUCGCGCGGGACACCGGACCGGCGCCGAACGCGUACUCGCCGGCGUGCGGCAACUGCCGGCUGAGGCCCACGCUCGGGCAGCGGCUCAACCCGUUCAAGGUUUUCCCCACGCCCGGCCCCGGCGACUACGAGUUACCGGCCGCCGACCUCUAUCUGCCCGGCCGGUUCUCCGCCGGCAAGACGAUCGGCCGACGGUUCGCGACCGGCUGCAAGCCCGAAACGCCCGGGCCGGCCACGUACGACGGCAAACGGCCGAAGUGUUGCACCAGGUUCACGUUCGGCGCCAAGAUACCGGACACGGUGCCCGCGUUCAGCGUCACCGCCGACAAUCAACACUACAGGUGCAGCUGAGCUCGUCGUCAAUAUUAUAAGAGCGUACUAUGCAGAAAAAACAAAACUUAAUUAUCGUAAUAUAAAAUACCGCAAUAUACCGUCCGACGCUUUUCGGCACUUACUGCAGAGUA
Molecule: messenger RNA, 1260 nt
Organism: Aphis gossypii (cotton aphid)
Lineage: Eukaryota; Metazoa; Arthropoda; Insecta; Hemiptera; Aphididae
Product: outer dense fiber protein 3-like
Exons: 2
Coding region: 239-1147 (302 amino acids)
Cellular component (GO): cytoskeleton
Source: RefSeq, a predicted model, not a curated record